AACUCUCAACUAUAUAUAAAUAGUAACACAAACGCAUUAUAAACACAUUUUCACAUUAUCCAAUCAAAUAAACACAAAAUCAAGAAAGUUCAAGAAAUGGGAAAUAGCAUUACUGUAAAGAGAAAGAAAGCUAAAGUGAUGAAGAUCGACGGCGAAACAUUCCGGAUAAAAACUCCGGCGACGGCGAGAGAAGUCACGGCGGAGUAUCCUGGUUACGUUCUUUUAGAUUCUCAAGCGGUUAAGAACUUCGGAGUUCGAGCUAAACCGCUUGAACCGAACCAAAUCUUGAAACCAAAGAAGACUUAUUUUCUCGUCGAGCUACCUAAGCUUCCGCCGGAGACUACGGCGGCGGAGAGGGAUGAUAGUAAUAAUAAGCUUCCUUACCGGAGAGUUAUGUCUGGAAUCCACGUCGGUGCUAAGGAGAGGUUAGAAAUGUUGAUGUUGUCUCGUAGAACGGUUUCUGACGUCACCAUCGGAAGAUCUGACGGCGGAGAUGGGUUUAGACCAGGGCAGACGAGUGUGAGGUUGAGGUUGCCUCGUUCUCAGAUCACAAAGCUUAUGGAAGAGAGUAAAGAUGCUUCCGAGAUCGCUGACAAGAUUUUAGGUAUAUAUAUGGAGAGGUCCGGUGAGAUUUGCGGCGGAAGAGGUGGUGGUGAUGGUCGCCGGAAACUUGGAAGUGGAGAGAUUAAACCGCGUGAGAAGCAGGUGAGUUUCGCCGGAGAAGGUGGACGGGAGCUUCCUGUUCUAUGGAGUAGAAAUGAGAAAUAAUCAUCAAAUUUAAUUCGACGACAUAUUUUUCAAAGAGAAAUUUAUAUUUUGUUAAUUGUGGUAGGACUCAAAUCUUGUGUGUGUGUGUGUGUAUAUCUUUUUAAAUAGCAACUAGAGAUUAUUUAGAAAUGUGUCAUUUCAUACUUUAACUUUAAGAUAUGAUAAGUAAUGUAUAGGUAAAGUGCUAAUGGACAUGCAUGGUUGGGUGCCAACCCUACUAGUAACCAAAUAAUCAACAAUCAAUUAUAUUUAUGUAAUCAACUUUUA
Molecule: messenger RNA, 1035 nt
Organism: Capsella rubella
Lineage: Eukaryota; Viridiplantae; Streptophyta; Magnoliopsida; Brassicales; Brassicaceae
Exons: 2
Coding region: 97-768 (223 amino acids)
Source: RefSeq, a predicted model, not a curated record